GUGGAGGAUCGCGAGAAGGUGGAGUUCGAUUAAAAUUGCCCUGUUCAUGGGAUUGCGAGUGAGGAGAGCAUAUUUGGGCGAGUUUGUGUGCGACCAGGCACGCCGCCAGCGAUGUCUCCGCUGUUUAGAACUUGCAUGCUCCUAGCGGGGUUUGUUUUAUUCUACAUCGCUUACCUGCUUUUAGGGGCGCUUGUAUUCUCGUAUAUCGAGGGUCCGGUGGAGGAGCAACUAAGAACGGACUUGACGUCUCUCAAACAACAAUUCCUUAACCAGAGCUGCGUCAACUCAUCGCAGUUGGACGACUUUUUGGAAAAAGUUUUGAAGGCCAACAAGUACGGUGUCUCAGUACUCCGAAAUGCUACAACCCAUUCAAAUUGGGAUCUGGCCUCCUCAUUGUUCUUCGCAAACACUUUGGUGACGACAGUAGGGUAUGGCCACACCACGCCCCUGUCGGACGCGGGCAAGGCCUUCUCCAUCAUCUACGCGCUGGUGGGCGUUCCCUUCACCAUGCUGGUCCUGGCGGCCUGCGUCCACCGGCUCAUGCACCUGCUGACGUACGGACCCCUGGGUGUCCUGCAGCAGCGCGCGGGCGUGCCGCCGCGCCUGGCCAGCACCGGCCACUUCGCCCUGCUCCUGCUCCUCGUGGUGCUCUGCUUCUUCGCCGUGCCUGCGCUCAUCUUCAGCGCCAUCGAGGACAACUGGUCCUUCCUGGACGCCUUCUACUUCUGCUUCAUAUCUCUCUGCACCAUCGGCCUGGGCGACUUCGUGCCGGGCGAGCAGCAGAUGCAGCAGAACAGGGCGCUCUACAAGAUCUCUGUGAUGGUCUACCUCUUUGUUGGUUUGAUGGUGAUGUUCCUUGUUCUGCGUACGUUCCACAAGUUGGCCGACCUCUACGGUCUGACUGCGUUCCUCCACUUACCCAGCUGUGAUGAGGACCUGGCAGAAGACAAGGAGCCCAUCGUGGAGGAAGGCCGUGAAGACGACCCUCCAGAAUCGAAGGCAGUUACCAAGCCCUUGGACCCAAGCUCCCAAGUGUCCUACAACUCCAUCAGCAGAUGAAGGACUCUAGUACUUUUGCGCCUCUGUAUUUUUUUAUUUUUUUCCUCUUUGUGUUUGUUGUUUUUGUUUGUUCGUUUUAUUUAUUUGUUUUUAAUGGGUUUCAGUGAUUACGUCAUCACCUCAUCCCCUAUCCUAUGAAUAGAACGUGGCCAAAGGGGAAUAGUGGGGGCCAAGCUUUGGCUGGUGCAUCCCAUGGGUAUAUAGGUUUGACCCCACAAGAGAACACCCGAGAACAAAUAGGAUCAAAUGUGUUUGUGCUAUAGUACAGUGGACAGAGGUGUAGCAAUGGUUGAUAUUUGCUGAUUUUUUUUUUUUUUUUUUUUUUUUUUUUUAGGGUUUGUGAGGGAACCAAAAAGGCAAGUCUGGGAAAGACCAGCAUUUGUAAUUCACAACUAGGAGGAAAAAAACGAACACAAUGGGCAAAAACCCCCACCAUGUCUAAACUUGACACUGCCAUGCAGAGCUAGUGUGAGGGAGUAAAAACCCAGCUAUCUAUUCUAGACAGCCAGGCUGAUUUAGCCUGUUAUCUGAGCACAGCAUAAGUAUUUACUCAGGGGAGUUGUUUUUGUGGUUAUGGUUUGAAGGUAGAGGCAUUUUUAAGGUUGACUCUAGUAAGUGACCCACUCCUGUUUCCUUGAACAUCCCUUAUCCCUGACCUCUGGAUUUCAGAUAGAGAUUCAUUUUAAUUUGUUUACAAUGCAAUCACAGCCUGUUACUGUUUUUUUUUUUUUUUUUUUUUUUUUUUGGUACUGAAGUCAAUCUGGCCUAAAACUCCAGGCUGCCAGGCCCGAUGUGCUGACUUUGGUACUUUGGUAUCAUUUAGGGUCUUGUGUGCUCUGGUGAUUUCAUCAGCUGUUUACAUGAGCAGAGCAUGUGGCCCAGACGUCAAUAUUGAAUCAUGAAUAGUGUCGGCCUCAGGCCCCAUGGAAAUUUUCCUGAUCUUGUCCACAUCCAUGUUGUUUUGUUAUGUUGUUUUGUUUCUCCAGUCACAUGUUGUUUGCUUUGGUCAAUUUGUGCCCCAGAUAGUCCAUGUCAUUGAAUUGCACUGCACUUUUGUGACCAAAUUUACAACUGUACCACCAGCAAAUCUCUUAGUCUUCGGUCCGUCCACAGACACUCUGCAAGACCUCUGGCAAUUUUCUGCUUGUCUUGAAGGACUUGGGUGUUAAAAAAAGACUGAAAUAACUUGACUUGCACAUAAGUGGUCUUUACGUCUGUUUGUGUACUUAUGCCCACAUGCAGACCCACUGCACAGAGUGUAAUGUCAAUCAUGUAUAUUUGCUCUGUCAUACUGCGUGAGGCUGUGCUUCUCUGUUUGUGAAGGAAAUUAUGUGGUUAACCCUGCGACUCACUUCUCAGACCUACUCCACAUCAGAAACGUGCAAUUCACAGGCCACAGUCCUAAUGGAGAAACAUGCUAUGACAGACACCAGUGCAAUUUCUGAUAGAAUUAUCAUGUUAUUUAUCAUUGAAUUAUACCUAUAGUUGUGUUACUGAAAUUAGUUUUUUUUUUUUUUUUUUCAUAAAUAGGACGUAAAAGGGCGCUUGAUGAGUAUACUAACAUGAGAGGGUAGUUCUACUUGUCAUUCUAUUAUACUAUGCUGUUUCACUUUAAGUUUUUAAAAAAUAAUAAUAAUAAAAAGAGAAGGU
Molecule: messenger RNA, 2709 nt
Organism: Alosa alosa (allis shad)
Lineage: Eukaryota; Metazoa; Chordata; Actinopteri; Clupeiformes; Clupeidae
Gene: kcnk6
Product: potassium channel, subfamily K, member 6
Exons: 3
Coding region: 112-1059 (315 amino acids)
Biological process (GO): potassium ion transmembrane transport; stabilization of membrane potential
Cellular component (GO): membrane
Molecular function (GO): potassium ion leak channel activity
Source: RefSeq, a predicted model, not a curated record